Drosophila yakuba is the source of this 5012-nucleotide messenger RNA. It is a transcript of the gene bab2, whose product is annotated as protein bric-a-brac 2. The record is from RefSeq and is a predicted model, not a curated record. The transcript has 5 exons. Gene Ontology annotation, biological process: regulation of transcription by RNA polymerase II. The coding region runs from base 251 to 3469 and encodes 1072 amino acids. Gene Ontology annotation, cellular component: nucleus. Gene Ontology annotation, molecular function: DNA binding; protein binding. Lineage: Eukaryota; Metazoa; Arthropoda; Insecta; Diptera; Drosophilidae.
UGUGUUGCAUGCAGUGAACAAAACAAACAGAACAUAAACACAAGUAUUCUGUAUUCCGUAUUCCGUAUUGUGUUAAUAUUUAAUAAAACAAGAAAGUGAACUAAAAGUGAAGCAAUCGAGUGAACAACAGACGAGAAGUCUCUGAACUGCUCCCAGGAAAAGUUCUCGUUACGCAGCCGAAAAUGUGUUAGAAACCCCGCGGAAAACCGGCAAAACAAGCGAUAAGAAGGGAAAACUCUAUACCAGCACCAUGGACAUGACCAAACAGAUUGCGGACUUUGAAAUAAAGUCGGAGCUGAUCGGCGAAAUGGAUCAGUUCGAGCCCAGUGACUACACAAUGGCUCCGCCCGAAGAGCCCAAGAUGGCGGAAGAGCACCAGUUGGAGCACCACCUGGAGGACCAGAACAGAAACUACUCCUCCUCCGAAAGGGAGGUGGAAUCCACACUGGAGGAUCAGAGUGAGGUGGCUGGUCAAACGGACAAAGAUGCCGAGACCGGCGGAGAGGUGAAGUCAGCGGAGAAGGAGUUGGAAUCGGAGCAGGCGAAGCCCAAGGCGAGUCUGAUGAACGACCAGGCGCUGAGUCCCCCACCACGACCCCUGACCUCCAGCGAAGUGGUGGGUCUGCGGGAUCCCGAGCACACCGAGCUGCGCAUGCGCCUGGAGGCCAAGAAGUCGCGCUCCCUGCCAGUUUCCCCACAGCCACAGUCACAGCAAAGUCAAAGUCUUAAGAUAGCCGGAUCGGCGCUCUUUGAGUUCGGCCAGCGAUCCUCUCCAGUGGAGGCCAAGGUCAAGGCCAAUCCCGAGACGAAGGCGCCCAGGCGCAAGAUAGUUCCUCCCACUGGCGAAGGGGACAAUCAGCAGUUCUGCCUGCGGUGGAACAACUACCAGUCCAACCUGACCAAUGUCUUUGACGAGCUCCUGCAGAGCGAGUCCUUCGUGGACGUGACUCUGUCCUGCGAGGGGCACUCGAUCAAGGCCCACAAGAUGGUGCUAUCCGCCUGUUCGCCCUACUUCCAGGCCCUGUUCUACGACAAUCCCUGCCAGCACCCCAUCAUCAUCAUGCGCGACGUCAGCUGGUCCGACCUGAAGGCCCUGGUGGAGUUCAUGUACAAGGGGGAGAUCAACGUGUGCCAGGAUCAGAUCAAUCCCCUCCUCAAAGUGGCCGAAACCCUAAAAAUCAGGGGACUGGCGGAGGUCAGUGCCGGCAGGGGUGAGGGCGGCGCCUCCGCACUGCCCAUGUCCGCCUACGACGACGAGGACGAGGAGGAGGAGCUGGCCUCGGCCACAGCGAUUCUGCGGCAGGAGGAUGACGCCGAUCCCGACGAGGAGAUGAAGGCCAAGAGGCCCAGGCUGCUGCCCGAGGGAGUCCUGGACUUGAACCAGCGCCAGAGGAAGCGAUCCAGAGAUGGCAGCUACGCCACGCCAAGUCCCUCCCUGCAGGGCGGCGAAUCCGAGAUCUCGGAGCGGGGCUCAUCCGCCACGCCGGGACACCAGAGCCAGAGCCAGCCCCUGGCCAUGACCACAUCCACCAUCGUGCGCAACCCCUUCGCCUCACCCAAUCCACAGACCUUGGAGGGCAGGAACAGUGCUCUGAAUGCAGCAGCCAGUCAGAGGAAGUCGCCAGCUCCAGCAGCGGGUCACAGCAAUGGCAACAGCGGCGCCGUCAUGCACUCCCCGCCCGGGGGCGUGGCCGUCCAGUCCGCCCUGCCGCCCCACAUGGCCGCCAUCGUGCCGCCGCCCCCCUCCGCCAUGCACCACCAUGCCCAGCAACUGGCCGCCCAGCACCAGCUGGCCCACUCGCACGCCAUGGCCAGCGCCUUGGCAGCCGCAGCCGCCGGAGCGGGCGCAGCUGGAGGAGCGGGAUCCGGAAGUGGAUCUGGAGCCAGUGCUCCAACUGGAGGCACAGGAGUGGCGGGCAGUGCGUCCGGCGCGGCAGUGGGUUCCCAUCACGAUGACAUGGAGAUCAAGCCAGAAAUCGCCGAGAUGAUUCGCGAGGAAGAGAGGGCCAAGAUGAUCGAGAGUGGCGGCCACGGUGGCUGGAUGGGUGCGGCAGCUGCGGCAACUGGAGCAGCUUCUGUGGCGGCAGACAGCUACCAGUACCAGCUGCAGUCCAUGUGGCAAAAGUGCUGGAACACCAAUCAGCAGAACCUGGUGCAGCAGCUCAGGUUCCGCGAGCGAGGCCCACUGAAGUCCUGGCGACCCGAGGCCAUGGCCGAGGCCAUCUUCAGUGUCCUCAAGGAGGGUCUCUCCCUCUCGCAGGCCGCCCGCAAGUUCGACAUACCCUAUCCCACCUUCGUCCUGUACGCCAAUCGGGUGCACAACAUGCUCGGUCCCUCGCUGGAUGGCGGCGCUGAUCCGCGUCCAAAGGCCCGUGGUCGUCCGCAGAGGAUCCUGCUGGGCAUGUGGCCAGAGGAGCUCAUCAGGAGCGUCAUCAAGGCGGUGGUGUUCCGGGACUAUCGCGAGAUCAAGGAGGACAUGAGCGCCCACCAGUACGCCAAUGGACAGGCCCAUGGUACCUACAUUGGAGGAGGCACCACCACGAAUGGCUAUCACAGUGCGGCGGCCGCGAAGCUGGCGGCCCAGAAUGCUGCACUGGCUCCGCCGGACGCGGGCAGUCCGCUGAGUUCCAUGACGGAGACGCUGCGAAGGCAGAUCCUCUCGCAGCAGCAGCAACAGCAGCAGCACCACCAGCAGCAGGCGCACCACCAGCAGCAGCCCUCGCACCACCAGCAGCAGUCGCCCCACGCCCAGUCCAUGAACAUGUACAAGUCGCCGGCCUAUCUGCAGCGCUCCGAGAUCGAGGAUCAGGUAUCCGCAGCGGCGGCCGUGGCAGCGGCGGCGGCCAAGCACCAGCAGCAGGGCGGGGAUCGGAGGGGUUCGGAGAACCUGCCCGACCUCAGUGCCCUGGGCCUGAUGGGUCUUCCCGGGCUGAACGUGAUGCCCUCCCGCGGAUCCGGCGGAGGAAGUGGUGGCGCAGCGCCGAACAGUGCCGCUUCCUAUGCCCGCGAGCUGUCCCGCGAACGGGAACGCGAUAGGGAGCGCGAGCGGGAGAGGGAGCUGUCCCGCCAGUAUGGCAGCCAGUCGCGGGGAUCGAGUUCCGGCUCUGGGAGCGCCAAGUCCCUGACCGCCAGCCAAAGACCCGGAGCCGCCUCGCCGUACUCCGCCGCCCACUAUGCCAAACAUCAGGCGAGUGCCUACAACAAGCGCUUCCUGGAGAGCCUGCCCGCCGGCAUCGACCUGGAGGCCUUCGCCAACGGCCUGCUCCAGAAGUCGGUGAACAAGAGUCCGCGCUUCGAGGACUUCUUCCCGGGACCCGGCCAGGACAUGAGUGAACUCUUUGCCAAUCCCGACGCCAGUGCAGCGGCUGCGGCGGCCGCCUAUGCGCCUCCUGGCGCCAUCCGGGAAUCGCCGCUGAUGAAGAUCAAGCUGGAGCAGCAGCAUGCCACCGAACUGCCGCACGAGGAUUGAAUCCUGGGCAGGGGCGUGGCAGCGCACACGCUGGGGUGGGGCAGUUAUUAGGUAACCAAAUAAAUGAUAUCAUGAGGGGUGCUAAGUAAUCUUGGAUAAGAGUAAGUAGUUAUGAUUUCGGGACUGAAGGUCUAGCAAUUUCAAUUUUAUAAUGUGCAAAAUGUAUAUCACAAAGCAGAUACGUAGCAUUACAUGCGAUUUUGUUGUGUGAAAACACUUUUAAAAUAGGAAAAGAAACUAAAAUUGUGUAGGAAGCCCAACAGCUCAUAUAAAAUGUGACUGAUAAAAUAAAGUACACGUUAUCUUAUCAAGUAAUAGUGAAAAGGUGGAAUAAAAGUGAACAUUUCACUCUAAUGACAUCAAUUAACGCCGCUAAAACCCAGCAAAUGCGAUUUAUUUUCCCCAAGAAAUAGCCCAAACAGUCCAAAGAUUACUUGGCCCAGAACACUUGGCCCAAUUGCAAAUCGGAAAAGGAAAAGCAACCACCCAGAGCCCAAAGGAAGAAAACCAUAGACCCACAAACAUAUUUGGACUGCUACUUGAACCCCAACGUUUUUAGUGUUUAGUGUUUAGUGCUUAGUUGAAGUUGCUAACUGGUUUUUAUGCCUAGGCUAGUUUUAGAGUGUAUCGAGGGAGGUAUCAAGUAUUAACCUAUUAUUAAAGCACACCCCAAAACACCAAACACCAAACACACACACAAAACACACACAUACUUCGGAACUUUCCUGUAAGGAUAGGAUCUCGUACUUUGUCUUAUUUAUUUCGAGAGAACUCGUUGCGUUGAUUGCCUUUUUUGCCACGCGAAAAUAAUAAUAAUUAAAUAGGAUUACGAUUAACAAUAAACGUAAACAUAAAAGUUACGAUUAGAGACUUGUGCAUUUCUUAAAUGUAGCUUAACCCUAGAAUAGCCCUCAAAUACAAAACACUGAAUGUUGUCAAAUCCGGUCGGUAAUCACCACUUUAUAUAUAUACAUACAUACAUACAUAACAUAUAUGUACGCAAUACUUUAGAUACAUAAAGCCACACAGAUAGAGGUGCAUACCACGCACGUACAUAAACUUAUAUUAAUGGUAUUUCCAAAUGUAACUGUAACUGUAACUGUAAAUGUAAAUAAUGUACAAAUUUCCAUAGCUUUAGGCUUCGACUUAAUCUUAGACUUACCCCAAAAAGCCCUUCGCAGCACUUCUUCUAUGGUAAUCGCAUUGUAAAUGAACGAAUGGGCAAACAACGCAGGCAGCAUCACAUUAAAUUUGUGCUAAUUUUAUGUAAACAACCACACAGAUACACAAUACCAACGCACACGGCACACACUCGACUGUCAGAUAUAUGCAUACACAUACGCAUAUGCAUAUGCAUAUGUAUUGUCCGAACUGCGUGGGUGAACUAUUAUUAUUACAACUAUUAUUACGAUUAUUAUUAUUAUUAUUAUUACCUAUCCCUAGAGAUGCGCAAGGCAUUCUUGAGUUUAGUUAAUCCGUAAAUUAUACAACAAUAAACAGAGAAAGAAAAUAAAAGCGAAUCGAAAAGCUAAAUGUCAACUAA